Messenger RNA from Xiphophorus couchianus (Monterrey platyfish), 5800 nucleotides. RefSeq names its product ovochymase-2 (gene ovch2). Gene Ontology annotation, molecular function: serine-type endopeptidase activity. The transcript has 14 exons. Bases 612 to 2345 code for a protein of 577 amino acids. The record is from RefSeq and is a predicted model, not a curated record. Lineage: Eukaryota; Metazoa; Chordata; Actinopteri; Cyprinodontiformes; Poeciliidae. Gene Ontology annotation, biological process: acrosome reaction; proteolysis.
AACCUUUAAAAGAAAUCAAGUGUGAAGUAUCGCACCAUAAAGACUGAGAAAUACACCAGACAGGUCAGGGAUAUUGCUGUGGAGAAUCGUUUAGAACAAUAUCUCAAACUCGACAUCAGUUAAGUAGCACUGUCAUUAACGGAAAAGUGCAACUGCUCAUCGUUGUGCAGGUUGUAUUAUAAAGUUACCACUACAACUUUAUAAGCAGUUCUUAUAACUGUAACAGAAAAUGAAGUACAGUUUCUAAAGGAUUUUGUCAUUUUUGUUCCAGUAAAAAAAACAGAAACAGAAUAGCGGGUAUUUAUCUUCCUUCUCCUCCCAACUUCUCCCACAUUUUCUUGUUUAACUGGACAAGACAAGAAGCUUGCUCUUUUUUGCAGUAACUACGAAGACAUUUCUCAAAGGAUUUGAUGCUUCCUUUUGGGCUGCAGAACACAACCAACAUUGGGAGUCAAACGUCUCAUCUCUGCAGCUUGGGCUCAAUCACAACCAGCGCCGCCAUUUACCAGCCUAGUAACGACGCUCCACAAACUGAUUCUGCACAUCUGUGUCCGUGAUGAGGGUCACCACUGCUCUGCUGUUUGUCUGUUUUUGGAUGAACGCUGGCAUCCAUGCUGUUCAGAAAGGCGAGUUUUACGAUUCAGUCCAAACUGAGAGAUGCAAAUGAAGAACUGCAUGUCUCCUUUUUCUCUGUAGAUCAAAAAUGUGGCUCUACUCCAGCGGUGAACCCAAGGCGUCGAUUCGUGAGGGUGGUCGGAGGAACCCAAGCUACAUAUGGAUCCCACCCAUGGCUGGUAUCAUUACAGAAUAAAGGCUCUCAUUUCUGUGGAGGGGCCAUUCUGACUGACAGCUGGAUACUGACUGCGGCUCACUGCUUCCCAUCCUUAUCAAAAGUCUUUCUGAGUGGUGUGACCGUUCUGGUGGGAGAGUUUGACCUACGAGUAGAAGAUAAAGAUGAGCAAGUCUUCACAGUCAAGUCUCUGUUAAUCCAUGAAAACUACAACCACGCAUGUCCAAUGAAUUAUGACAUCGCUCUGGUGGAACUGCAUCGUCACAUCGCAAUGGGAGCUCGUGUCAGGCCAAUAUGUCUGCCUCUGCCUGAUUUUAAAAUCCCGCCAUCGACUAAAUGUGUUGUUGCUGGAUGGGGAAAAACAUGGGAAAGAGGACACAUUCCUGCAGUCCUGCGAGAAGUCCACCUGGGUUUGGUGGAUCAAGCCAAGUGUAAAUAUGUCCAACUGAUGAUCAAAAGCUCAUUUCCAAAACAGAAACAAAAGUUCCUUGAUCCAGCCAUGACGAUUCUGUGUGCUGGAGCUGAGGGAGGAGGCAGAGACGCUUGCCAGGGAGACUCUGGCGGUCCUCUGGUAUGUCAGGCAGGGGCCGGAAGCGACCACUGGAUUGUGCUGGGAAUAACUUCCUGGGGUCAAGGAUGUGGUCGGAGCUGGGGAAUAAAAGGCAACCGGCAUCCGUCAAAGAAAGGGUCUCCAGGAAUUUUCACUGACGUCAAGCUGCUACUGCCCUGGAUCAAGCAGAAGAUGAGGGAGGCUGAGCAGCAACGACAAUCAACUUCAGGACUGUGUAGUGUGACAGAUGGCCCAGUAUCGGAUAGUGAAGGGGUGAUCAGGAACCCCACUUUCCCUGACACCUACUACGACAAUAACCAGUUGUGUUUGUGGAGCAUCGAGGCUCAUCCAGGUCACAGCAUUUUGCUAGAGUUUGAUCAUUUUGAUGUGGAAAACAGCUCGUAUUGUCAGUUCGACCGACUCACAGUUUCAGGGUCAAAGAACAGGCCUGUUGCAAUAUUCUGCGGUAAAUUACUACCAUCUCGAGUGCUUCUACAGAAUUCCCAGAAUGCAAUGCUGCUCUUCUCCUCUGACAUCAGUCGAGCAGGGCGUGGAUUUGCAGUCAGGUACCGUGGCUUCAAGGGACCCUUUCCUCCAGCAUGCGGGACUAUUGUUCUGGUGGAGGAUCAGAUUUCACUCCACACCCCAAAUUACCCACAGUCCUACAGUAAUGACUGUGUACUCCGCUGGGUCAUCUACGCUCCUCCGGGACAUCUAGUUAAGCUGACGUUUGCUGAUUUUGACCUGGAGGAGUCGGAGAGAUGUUUGCCUGAUUCACUGACAGUUCUGGGAGACGUUGAAGGAAACAAAGAGAUUGCUGUGUUGUGUGGCGGCAGCAUUCCCCCUCCGGUCCUCUCCUUCAGCAGCAUCAUGGUGCUUCAUUUCACCUCAGACAGCCGUAUCACUCACAGGGGCUUCAGCGCAGGACUGACCUUCAUCAGGAAGGAAGGUGUGGUUAUAUCCAUAAAACAAUUCCCCUCACAAGUGUACAUAACACCAACAUGAAUGCAGUAUGUGGUUUGAUCUGUCUUUACUCUUUACCUGCAUGACAGAAAGUACAUGUGUAUUUAAUGGCGUCUUUCUCAAUCAAGAGCUCUUUAGUAAGAUAUUAUAGCCUCUGUUGAGGAGCUGCUCUCUGGUCAGCUGUAUUUCUGCAGAGGCAAUCUUUCUUAAACAAGGCUGAACUUGUGGCAUUUAGAGUGACUGUUGCGCAUUUAACACUGAGGUGACCAAUGGGACGUUGGUGUGCCUUUAAAAAAUUAAGGAAGCAACAAAGUUUGCAAUCAAAAUAUAAGGAAAAGUCAGUUAUCUGUUUCCAUAACAUAGAAGAUGGAGAGACGUCUCAGGCAAAUUGAGAUUGAGAAACAAAAAUAAUAAUCUGAAAGGAAAAUUAAAAUCAUGACACUUUUAUUGCAUUCUUCAUCUUUUCAACACUUCAGUAAAAAGACCAGAACACCGCUAAAAUGUUGUUGAAAUAAAAAUAAUAAUGAAAAGUAAUGGUCUAAUUGAGGGAGCGGAAAAUAUUUUCAUUGCAUUUAUAUAUAUAGUAUACUUAAGAGGUUGCUGCUUUGGCUCCUGUUUCAGAUGGAACCAUUAAGAUCAAAACAAGAAUAGUGAAUCAUGGAUCCAUAAAAGCUUCAUUUUUUCUUCUCCUUGCUUCUGGUUUCCUUUAUUUUUGAAAGGGACACUGUGUGCAUGUGAAAAGCACAGGCAUGUAGGAAGACCUUGAACUGUCUUAACAAUAUAGUAAAAAUUUCAAUGAUUUAGUACAGCCUCACUUUCAAAGAAGCUGGGAUGUUGUAUAAAAUGUACAUUAAAAACAGAGCACAAGAUUGACAAAUUACAUAAACCCAAAUUUUUCUCAAAACAAAAUGUAGUUUACAUUUCCAGAGAAACCCCUCAGUUUAUACAUUACGGACUACUUAUUCUUAUUAAACAUGGGGAACCAAUAUGUAGUUUUAUACUUUUUUUUGCUCUUUCCUUUGUUUUAUUGUUUUGUUUGUAUUUCCUUCUAAUUCGUGUAAAGCACUUUGAACUGCCUUGUUGCAGGAAAUGUGCUACAUAAAUACAAUUUAUACCAUACCGUAUCAAUUGUUUAGGCUAAGAAGUUAAAAUAUGAAUGUGUUAGUUUUGAUGGCAUUAAACAACAUGAAAGCAAGUUAAAUAGGGGCAAUAGGGGCAAUAACAAAUGUUAAAAGAACAGGGUAAAAAACAGCUGGAGGGUUUUUUUUGGAUCAAAUUUUUAUAUAUAAUUUUCCAGAAAAACUACGUCUUACAAAAGUGGAGCAAUUUUAGAAUGGAGAUCCUUAAUAAAAAAUUUGAAAGGUUUUGAACGAUUUAUAAUCUACAGUUUGUAAUUUAACAAAAGAUGGAACCUGACUGGUGUAGCAGGCACCCCAUGUACAGAGGCCUUCAUUUCUUGAUACAGCAAUCGGGGGUAUGACUCCUGACCUCUGGACCUUUCUUUUGAGGAACUGUAAAUUUUAAAAAUUUAAAUAUUUCUUCUAAUUCUUUUAGAUUAAAUGUGUGUGGCAGUGUUUUUUAUCACCCUUAUAAGUUUUAAUGGACACAAAUGACUUUUCCUUUUCUUGUCUGAUAAAUCUUCUUUAUACCAAAACAAUCAUUCCUCUUUCAGUUGUUUUUUAGUUUUUCUUGUUUCCUUUGUCUCUCAGCUCUCCUUUCUGAAUGUCUCCAGUGUAAACUCUCACCACACCCAGAGGCUUGGAGACCUUGGUCUUGCUUUUCCCCUGGCUGUAUGUCUUUCUUCUCCCAGUUUGUGAAAGUGGAACUCCACCCACUGAGAUUUGCAGUGACUCAUACAAGGUGUAGGUAGCAGGUGUGGUUGAUGUGGUCCCUUAUAGAAGCAAUUCGAAAUUUUGAGAUUUCUUAGAUUAUGGACAUUGUUUUUAAUGCAGAUAUUCUGACAAAAACCAGCUAAGACAUUUACAAUGUAUGUUUUAGUAACAGUGAAGCUUUUGGUUUAGAAUGUGUGUAAGCUACUAGUAUUCAUAAUGCACAAGGAGCAGGAGGUACUUUCUAAAUGCUUCCUCACUCUUAUUUUUUUUUAAAUGUAUUUAUUUAUUUUUUGGCUUUCAUGUGAUUUUGGUUUGUCUGCCCACAGCAGUGCUGUUUGUCAGCCAAAUGAUAUUCUGUUUUGCUAGCUUCUCUGGAAACCAGUGAGCGCAGUGCUUGCUAAGGAUAACUUGGCAGAAAUAGUGACCACUUCAGGCAACAGCACAUCCGUGUUGCAACUACAAAGUCUGUGUGUUUCCAAACAUUUUCUGUCUGGCAUUCCAGAAUAUUUUAUUAUAUUUCCUACGUUUCUGUGGAUGUAAGAUGCCUACGCAUACCUAAAAAUGUUAUAAAUGGGUAUUUGCAAUUUGUUUGUAGUAAAGAAAGAGAUGAGCUUAGUUUUUUUCAGUGACUCUGUAUUAGGAAAUAAUCAUAUCUUGACAAAGCAAUAACUCGAAACUUAAACUUAAAGCUUUAACAUCUGACCUCAAGUUUUGGUGCUGAGGUAAGAAGAAAACUUUGUUUUACGGCUCCCUCUACUGGCACAUCUGAGAAACUACAGUGCUAGUUUUGAAGAAUUUCCUAAACAAAUGCAUUCUAUUUUUUCAAAAAAUAUUUUUUGUGUUAAAAUAUAAUAAAAAAUAGACUUUUAUUCAUUUUCAGCUGAAGUUAUAGUAAAAUUUAUUUCCUCUUUGCCUCAAUGAUGGGUGUAAGAUUUUCUAGGUUCAGAUCAGGACAAACCUAACAGCGUCAUCUUCCCUCCUGCUCUGUUUCUUUUCCUGCUCAUUUUACCAUCUAAAACAACUGGUUGUGCUGGUUAUAAGCAGUCUCACCAUGUGCCUGCAUGCCUUGCUCAACAGACCUGGUGCCAUUUCUUCACAAAUUAACUAAGAGUUGUGCAUAAGUUGUUUGAGACUUAUUUAUAACUGUAUCAUUGUUUUUCUUAAGAUAAAUAUGUGUUGAAUGUCACGUUCUUUAGGGAAUAGUAACUUAAUUUAAAAAAAAAAAUCUUCAUCUCUUUGCUUAAAGGAACUUUUGUCUUGCAGAUUCAUUCAAGCAGCAGUCCAGAAGCAAAGCUCUCACCCAUUAGGUGUUGAGAAACAAGAGUCCAAGAGCGGAUCAAAGAUUUCAUGCUGGAAGGAAAUCAGAUCACGAAGAGCACAGGGGUGAAUCCUCAGGAAAUUGACACCUGUUGCUGCAAUGAGACUCAUCUUCAUUUAGAAAGGGAGAAACUUGAUUGAUCAACCACUUUCUGUUCAAUCGCUGCUUGGUAUUUCAGGGGAAGCAUAAAAAACAUUGUUUACAUGUUGAUGUACCUGUGUAAAAAUAAUCUGGUGUCAAGACUUGUUAAAAACGAAAUGCAACUUUUGUUGAAAUAGAGUUUUCACAAUGUUCAUAGUCACAUUUCUAUUAAUUGCAAUAAAGGAUAUUAGUUGAUUCCACCAUUA